This is a messenger RNA of Prionailurus viverrinus (fishing cat), 2094 nucleotides long. RefSeq lists its product as uncharacterized. The record is from RefSeq and is a predicted model, not a curated record. NCBI's taxonomy places the organism in Eukaryota, Metazoa, Chordata, Mammalia, Carnivora, Felidae. Bases 12 to 1163 code for a protein of 383 amino acids. The transcript has 2 exons.
AAUGCCCUGAGAUGAGUGCUCUGGAAAGAUCUGGAACCCUGGAGCCCGGGGAUGAGGACCCCACACUAUGGGUGGGGAAGCAAGACAGUGGCGGCAGGGUGUGUGCUGAGGCCGCAGGGAGAGAGGCAGAUGUGGGCUGCCCCCCACAGCCCGCCUUCAGCUCACACUGGAAAUCCAUUCACACUGGCUCCUGCGGCCUGCAAACCACACUCACCCUGGCUCCUGCCGGAACCCUGAUGCGUCCCAUAUUUCUGGUCGGACAGCCAGGAAAACUCAGUCUCCUCCUUGUGAUCGCCAAUCCGUUUCCCGUUGGAGGAGCUGACUUUGAACAAAGACCCCUUUGUGAGUGGCUUUGGGGCAGGGAGAUGGGAGAACAUCGCAUAAGUAAUAUGCGAAACGGCGACCCCGAUCAUUUUUUGUUCCUCCCUGGUGAACGUGAAAUCAAAACCACUUCUUCGGAGACAAGCAAGUGGAGCCAAGCUUCUCCGGCCUGGACGUGUGGGCCUCCGGGCCAGAGGGACAGCCGCCGUGCCAUCAAGGGCAGCAGGGCUGGCUGCGAGCACGCCAGCCUGCUGUGGCCCUACCCUGCCAGGCCAGGCAUCGCAGGGCAUGGCAUUAGUACUUUUUCCCACAGCUGCAGGAAGUCCAGCUUGUGCAGGAGGAAACUUGUUUCUUUACCAUUAGGAGGGGAAAGAAAAUGGCCAUAUCCCUCCUUUCCCAACCCCCUGCCUCCCCCCCUCCCGCCCCCGUUCUCAACCGUGCAUGUCCUCCCAAGCUUGCCUUCAGUCUCUUCCAGCCGACGACACCGAUACCGCGGGCAGAGACAGAGGCAGAGGGCCGGCCCCAGGGCUCCUGCAGGAGCCGGCCCGGGGCUGCCGCUGUCCUCCUGCCCUCCCCGGCUCCGGGGACACUGGCCUCCAGCUCCCUGCCUGCGGUUUCUUCACACACUCUGUACUCUGUCAGCUGCUUGGCCGGUGCCUCCAUGGCCUCUUCUCUCUCUAGCCAAACCCCAUCUUUUCCCUCAAGUUCAAGGCAUUUGUCACCUCCUCAGGGAAGUCCUCUCUGAUUUGGUUCCCCUCCCCCACCCCCCUUCUCUAACACUCAGCAUGGGGCAGCGUGGAGCUGUCUCAAAUCCCCCCUCAGCCCAGCAAGGUCCUCACUGAGGAUGUAAUCUGAGUUUGUGCCCCUUCAUUGUCAGAGGUGCACAGGGGCUGCUCAGGGGCAGUGAGGGCCCAACAGGACCUCCAGGACCCGUAGCAGUCAGUGGCCCAAUUUGGCCACCCCUAGGGGCCCAGAGCAGGCAGCAGCCCCCGGAGGACCUGCUUAGGAGACCUCUAGAACUUUCCUGGGACAAGGACAGGAAUGUCAUUCUGAUUUCAUCCAUUCACAUGUGCCUGCAGGUUGGAGGCCUUGAGAUUUUCACUCUGGCUGUAAGAUUUCCCCGCAUCUCCUCUGCUCCAAGCCCAGGACUUCCCAGUCCACACUUCCCAGUCCACACUGGCCACUCAGGUCCCUGUUCCAGUCCCACCCCAGCACUUCCCUGGCCAACCCCACAUGUCUUUGGGGCUUUGCUCAGUGGCCAGGGCGCAGGCCCUAACCUCACCCCCACAGUGUUCUGUCCUGUGGAGUAGGUAGGUGAGCAAGCUCGUGUCAUGAACAUGGAGAGGACCAAGUGACACCACCGUGUGAUGUCUACCAAACAGGCUCCACAACUCAAGUGCCGGCACCGGGUGGAGAUGCCACAGGCCCGGCAAGCUCUGAAGUGGUCACCCUGUCACAGCAAGUGGGGACUCACUUCUGCAACAUGGCGUCACCCACCUCAUCAGGUGGAUGCCGGUCUUUGGAAUCUCUUCUUUUCGUUUUGUUUAUAACUUUUGAAUGAUCUUGGGGGGAUGGGUCCAUAACAGCUACAAACAGAAGAGGGUCAUGCCUGCUCUCACGUUUUCAUGUACUUAAGGAACGAUAUAAUGAAAAUCAUCUAGAUCAAUCAGUACUAGGCAUCCAAGAUAAUUUUUUCUUCUAAAAGGGGAGUGGGGAGGGUCCUGCAUUAUUUGGGUUUAAGAAACACUGUGAUCAAGGGACGCCUGGGUGGCU